Caenorhabditis remanei is the source of this 912-nucleotide messenger RNA. RefSeq lists its product as uncharacterized. NCBI's taxonomy places the organism in Eukaryota, Metazoa, Nematoda, Chromadorea, Rhabditida, Rhabditidae. Gene Ontology annotation, biological process: intracellular signal transduction. The transcript has 5 exons. The record is from RefSeq and is a predicted model, not a curated record. Gene Ontology annotation, cellular component: microtubule; microtubule organizing center. Bases 1 to 912 code for a protein of 303 amino acids.
AUGUCGAAACAGCCAAAGACUUUUCGAAGUCGAUCAUCCGAUCAUGUUCCGGUUGUUCCCACAAUGGUGAGCCAAUCGAAUGCGGUCGGAGUGAAAAGAAUUCACGUUUGGAGAAAUGCAGAUGUUUUCUUUCAAGGAAUUCAGGUUGUUGUAAACACGCAUCGAGUUCCUUCAAUUGAUGUCCUUUUGGAUGUAAUCAGUAGCCGAAUUGGUUUGAUAAAUGGCGCGAAAAAGUUGUAUACUACCAGUGGAACACUCAUCAAAGAUAUCAAUAAAAUUAAGGAUGGAGAGAACUACGUGGCUUCUAGUUCUCAUUUCACUCCAGCUGCUUAUGGAGGACAACAACAACAACAAGUGAUAAAGAAAAAGAAGAAACGAUCCAAAACAGUUCAAGGAAGAAAAACAGAACACAUUGAGCUGGGAGAAGAGAUCUCUAUUCCAUUGAAUGAACCAGUCGAACAUGAAAAAAAGAAAAAGAAGAAGAAGGUUGUCAAAAAGAAAGUGAGAGAUCAUUCCCCACAUCAUCUGGAUCGUGCAGCACAUCAUGGGUCCGAUGAAACUCUUGCUGAAACUGCGGAAGUCGAACUUCCAAGUGAGAUAGAAGAUUCAGAAGAAGAGGAAGACGAAAGGGACCAUCAUUAUCACCGAGACAAAACACCUGAUCAUCAUCGCCGUCCGUCGACAAAAGCUAGCGUUGGUCCAUCUAGAUCCACGAGUCGACGUGAAAGUAGAAGAGAUGUUCAUGAUCAUAAUGAGAAGAAAGACGAGGAUGGAGAGAAGAAGAACAAAGAUGAGAAAAGGAGGAAAUCGGUCAGUCGUCGUAAAUCUCAAUCUCAUCAUCAUGGACAACAACCCAAUUGGGGAGAUCUGUCUAGUUUCACAAAGAAUAUAGACUCUCUGCUUCGUAAUUAA